AUGGCAUCACUAUCCCAGCCCGAAGUCGAAUCCAUCCUCGCCGUUCUUCGACAAUUUUCCCAGCAUGAGGCACAGCCCGCUUCCAAUGAGCGCCCCGCAUAUGAAGCAGUGGUAGCAAACAGACUGCGAGAGUUUGAUGAGGCUGGGGAGUCGAUAUCUCUGCUUCUUCCGGCGUUUCCUUGGGAGAACCCCAACACUGACAAGGUGUUGGGCCCAAGUCCAGAUUUGGGAGAAGAGCUAGGAUUGGCUAGACUGAACCAUCUCUGCAAAGAGGUUGGGAAGAUUUACCCGCGCGGAGCACGUCUGAUCCUGGUUGCGGAUGGCCCCGUUUACAAUGAUCUUCUCGGUAUCCCGGACGCAGACUACUUCGAUUAUGGAGUUCAGCUUCGGGAAUUGGCAAGACGAGAGGGGUUCUCACACAUCCAGUUUGUUAGCUUAGUCGACGUGCUUGGCCUCGAAAACGGCGAUGCCAUGUCCAAGGAUGAACAUCUCGCCGCAGCUGAUGCUUGUCGGCGAGAGAUGGAGCAGAGGUUUCUCGGUUCAGACCUCAGCGUCCAGGGCGAGGUUCGGGCCCACCCCGACACAGCACUCACGUACCAGAAGUACGUGAGAUCUGCGCGAGAGGAUCUGCGCUGGGGUCCCGAGGUUGAGCCUGAUAUCACAUCAGACGCAGCCAAGUAUGCAGCUGAGACGGAGCGGAUCGCUGAGCGGAUGACACAGAGACUGAUUGCAUACGAAAGAGCCCUUGAGCACAAGUUCCCACCAGUGAUCAGGCUAUCCAUCCACCGAUCAACGGGGGAAAAUAAGAUCUCGAUUCCACUAGUACCCCAGCCGGUAGGGUUCGGACUCACACCUUGGCACUCCACUCUCCUGGUGACAGCCGAUGGAGAAUUCCGCACAGAGUUGUCCAAGGAUCUACAAGACACGCAAAAGUACGAGAUUGUUAAGCGUGAUGGACAACCAUACUUUGUGCGCGAGAAGCAUUUGGCUUUUGACUGGCCGAGUCAUGUCACGAUCCAUCACAAGUAUGGAGGACUAAUUGUACUGGAAAACACUUCAGACGUCGAGAGCGACAAGCUAUUGACUCAUGAGCUCGAGCUGAAGCUUGCGAGUUUAGCCCUUAGACGGGGUGGCGUAAAGGUUCGAGGAUUCAAGACGUUGCAUGCCUAA
Messenger RNA from Colletotrichum aenigma, 1170 nucleotides. RefSeq names its product Spore wall maturation protein DIT1 (gene DIT1-1). The record is from RefSeq and is a predicted model, not a curated record. Bases 1 to 1170 code for a protein of 389 amino acids. The transcript is spliced from 3 exons. Lineage: Eukaryota; Fungi; Ascomycota; Sordariomycetes; Glomerellales; Glomerellaceae.